Stegastes partitus (bicolor damselfish) is the source of this 1597-nucleotide messenger RNA. RefSeq lists its product as uncharacterized. The transcript has 6 exons. The coding region runs from base 19 to 738 and encodes 239 amino acids. The record is from RefSeq and is a predicted model, not a curated record. NCBI's taxonomy places the organism in Eukaryota, Metazoa, Chordata, Actinopteri, Pomacentridae.
CGUCUCAUACAAGGAAUCAUGAGAUCAUUCACAAGCUGUCAAGCCACAGAGAUGGACCGGUUGUUGUGGCUUUCUCUGCUGCUCACUCACCUGCCUGCCGUAGAGAGCAUGAACAGAGCAGAGAACUGCGUCUCACAGCCAGACAAGACCAUAUGGGAGAAAACAGGAGAAGCUGCUCUUCUUCCCUGCACCAUCAGCGUUGACUGCUCAGCUGAAGAUUUGCGUUACGAAUGGUUUGUUUUCAAAGAAAGUGUGCAUUAUCGUCUCAACCUGACUGACAACAAGUACAACCUGAGUGGAGCAUCUUUACAGAUCAACUCCCUUCAGGGCAACGACAGCGGCAUCUACCACUGUGCUGCUGCAGCAACAGGUAGAGCAGAAGCCUGCUGCACACAGCAUGUGGGGACGGGCACAGCUCUGGUAGUGAGAGAGCAAGCUGACAUAAUGAUGGGACACAUCCUUCUGUCGCUACUCGUCCUGCUGGUCGUCUACAGCCUGGUGAUCCUGACCUUUAUUCUGAAAAAGUGUGGCUGCAAAACAACUGUCCACAGAAGGAUGUGCACAACUGAUAAGAAUAACUCGAGUAAAAAACUGCAGUUUCGUGACGUCCUGCAAGAAAUGUACAGCAGACGGAACUUGGAGAAAAGCAAACACACAGCAAGAGGAAACUCCACUCGAGUUGAGGCUGCAAACGGUGAGCUGGACGGCUCCACUGAUGACAUCUAUCAAAACGUCUAAGGGACAUUCUGGGACCUCAGACGUCACUCUGACAGAAAGGAAAUUUCAAGGCCAUGAAUCAAGGACGAAGUUCCAUGACGGAAGGGAAUCCACGAAGGGUGCAAGUCAGUCGUGCUCGUCAUCGUUUCUCUCGGCGGUGCUGAGUCAGGGUUAGCCAUCAUUCUCUGAAUUUUCAGCCUCAGUGGCGUAACGUCUCUCUUUAGCUCCGUCCACGUCGUCUCACUGACAGCUUACAGAUGUUCUUUUGGUUCUCAACCACACGUCUUCUUGAAGUUGUAUUUCAGGAGUCUUAGCAACCCAAAACACACAUAAUUAUCUGUGUGAUGUAAGAAUGAAAUGUGAACGUUACUUUUAGAAAUGCAGAGCAAAAGACACCAUUUGUAGAUCACACUGUUUUCUAAGCUGAGAUUAAAGCUGUGAGGAAACGAUCCAAGGCGGUUAUCACCAGUUUGCACGAGAGGAUUCAUGGCACUGUUGUCAUAUAUGUCAUCAUAACAUUUUAAAGCAAUAAUCACAGAGAACGUAGAUAGAACAUUUUUAAUCAAAAACAUUCACACUGAUUUUGUUUGUUUGAAAAGCUGUGAAGACAAGAAAAGGCACAUUAUGUUCAUCUAAUACAUCUUAAAAUGUGAAAGUAAAAAAGGGAAGGAUGUUGUUUUGGUGUUGGACUGUCAGCUUAUCGGAAACUCACAUUAAGGAUCAAUGUUCUUGUUGGUGAUGCUUCGUUUUGUUCUGUUCAGUUAUUGCGACAUACUUUGGUCCACUUCAAAUGUCCACAAUUAGAAUUCAGCUCCAGCCAGCGUAUGGAGCAUGAGAUGGAUGUACAUGCACUCUUUUAAAUAAAUGAAAAGCUGUGACA